AUGAACAGUAUUUCAAUAAGAUCAGCGGCAGUAUAUUCAUCUUUAAUUUUAAAUUUAUUAUUAAUUGUUGGCAGCAAUACAAUGAAAAAAAAGCCAACAACACAAGGAUGCCCUUUUUGUGAUUACCCAAAUGAUAAAAUUAUUUUUCAAAAUGUUAUCGUUUUUAAUGAUAGAACUCCAAAAGCAACUGUUCAUUAUUUGAUUUGCCCAAGAGAACAUAUUGUUUCAAUUAAAACUUUAACUCAAAAAGAUAUUCCUGUUUUGGUCGAGAUGAAACAAGUGGCUGAUCAAUUAAUUGCAGAGAAGUUCCCAGGGCAGAGUGGGAUUGUAUUAGGGUUCCAUUCACCUCCAUUUUACAGUGUAAAACAUUUACAUCUUCAUCUUUUAGUCCCACCAUUUACACCAAAAUUUAAAAAACAUUCAUACGCUCCUCAUUUUGGUGGAUUGUGGUUUAAAGAUGUAAACACUGUUAUAAAUGAAUUAUAUAAUUCUGUUGCUUAA
Messenger RNA from Dictyostelium discoideum AX4, 501 nucleotides. RefSeq lists its product as hypothetical. Gene Ontology annotation, molecular function: catalytic activity. The transcript has 4 exons. The record is from RefSeq and is a predicted model, not a curated record. Bases 1 to 501 code for a protein of 166 amino acids. Lineage: Eukaryota; Evosea; Eumycetozoa; Dictyosteliales; Dictyosteliaceae.